Molecule: messenger RNA, 777 nt
Organism: Tuber melanosporum (Perigord truffle)
Lineage: Eukaryota; Fungi; Ascomycota; Pezizomycetes; Pezizales; Tuberaceae
Exons: 2
Coding region: 1-777 (258 amino acids)
Molecular function (GO): acetyltransferase activity
Source: RefSeq, a predicted model, not a curated record
AUGUCCGAACGCACGGAGAAAAGUAAAAUGCUUGCGGGGGAGCUCUAUCAUGCCUUCGGCGACGAGCUAGUGGCGGAACGAGCCUCCUGUGCGGCAGCCUGCCGAGCAUUCAACAAAGUCACGCACGGGAUGCCGCAUCUUGAGCGUGCAAACCUACUCCGAGCCAUCCUACACCAACCCCCCCUUCCCCCUACCACCCCUUCCUCCACCUUAUCCCAGGAACCCUGGGUAGAAACCCCCUUCAUGGCCGACUAUGGCUACAACACCACCAUAUCACCCGGCGUAUUCAUAAACUUUGGCUGUAUAAUACUAGACACGUGCAAAGUUACCAUCGGUGCGCGCACCCUUCUAGGACCCAAUGUUUGCCUCUUCGCUGCUGCGCACCCGCUCAGCGCGAAGGCGCGGGAUGGACUGCGCGGGCCGGAGUACGGCGCGCCCAUCACAAUAGAGGAUGACUGCUGGCUAGCUGGGAACGUCACUAUCCUGCCGGGCGUGAGGAUCGGACGUGGGAGCACGGUUGGUGCGGGCAGCGUGGUUACGAAGGAUGUCCCGCCGGGAUGCGCGGUCGCGGGGAAUCCGGCAAGGGUUGUUAGGGUUAUUGAGGAGGACGCUGUGGAGACUUUUCCCAGGGCGGGGGGGAGAAAAGUUCUGGAGAUUCCGAAGCCUAGUUCUGCUGGUGCGGGGGAGGGUGAUGAUCUUAAGGUGCUCAAGAGACUGGAAAGGUUGGAAGCGGAAGUGAAAGAGGUGAAGGACGAAUUGAAGAGGAGGCUGUCAUAG